This is a messenger RNA of Pseudomassariella vexata, 735 nucleotides long. RefSeq names its product alpha-galactosidase A precursor. The record is from RefSeq and is a predicted model, not a curated record. The coding region runs from base 1 to 735 and encodes 244 amino acids. The transcript is spliced from 2 exons. NCBI's taxonomy places the organism in Eukaryota, Fungi, Ascomycota, Sordariomycetes, Amphisphaeriales, Pseudomassariaceae.
AUGACCGACCAUGCCCCCAACAUUUUGGUGCUUCAGGCAAGCGUUGAUCCAGAAGCCUUAAGUGAGUUCCGCAUCCUUGUCGACAACAAAUUCGUCAAAUAUAUUACCAUCGAUGCUGGUGUGUAUGACCGCGAUGAUAUGUGCUUCGGGCCUUCUCUGAUCUCCCUGCUGCCACAUCUUCCGCCUGGCGAUUGGAAAAAGGGCCAUAUCUCCCGAAAUCUCAAGACCGGAGACGCUCACUUUUCCGCUCUUCGCGAGGAAAAAAAACUACGCUCUAACGUCUAUGAGGUUACCUGUCCUGGCUUCAGUUCUACGAUUAUCGCGAAAUUUGCGCGGUUUGAGUGGGAGGUGACUCAGCUAGAAGCGGAGACGAUGGCGUAUGGAUGGAUAGAGGGCCAACAUGUCGGUCCUGGUUUCCUUGGCCACUUGACUGAGGAAGGGAGGGUUAUUGGGUUCCUCAUAGCCCGUAUCGCCGAUUGCCGUCACGCCACGCCUGAGGACUUCCCCCUGUGCCACUCGGUUUUGUCAAAACUGCACAAGUUAGGGAUCAAGCACGGGGAUAUCAACAAGCAUAACUUUCUUAUUCAUGACGGGAAGGCAACCCUUAUCGAUUUCGAUAAGGCCUUGCGGCCGGCUAGCAAUGAUGAGCUGGACGUCGAGCUUUAUGAACUGCAGGACCAGUUCCAGGAUACGUCUGGGAGAGGGGGACAAGUUGUUGAAAGCGAUCCAUGUUGA